AUGACUAAGAUUUAUGUAUCAAACCUUUCAUUUCAAACAAAACAAGAAGAAAUGGAAAAAUACUUUGCAGUUUUUGGUAAGAUUAAAUCUUGUAUUUUAAUGACUCAAAGAGGACAUUCUAAAGGAUUUGGUUUUGUUGAAUAUGAAACAGAAGAAGAAACAAAAAAAGCUCUUGCAGCUAAUGACCUUGAGUUUAUGGGAAGAAAGCUUCAUAUCCAAAUUGCUCAACCACUAAAAGAACAUAAAGAAAAUCAUAGACAUUAUGAAAGAAGAUUUAAGUAUUCAAGAAGAGGUAUUAGUAGAAGAUAUUUUAAUAGAAAAGAAAAGGAUUAUCAACAUGAUACAAAUGAUAAUAAAACUGAAGAAAAUAAUGAAUUAUCAGAAACACUUCUUUUUAUUAGAAAUUUAUCAUAUUCAAUUAAUGAUAAAAAAUUAAAAGAAUUAUUUGCAAAAUAUGAACCAAAAGAGGCUAUUGUUGUUUCUUAUAAAAAAGGAAGUCGUAUAUUUAGUAAAGGAUUUGGAUUUGUUGAAGUUAGUAAUAAAGAACAACAAAAUGCUGCUAUUAUUGAAUUUAAUAAUUUUGAAAUUGAUGGAAGAAAAAUAAUUGUCUCUGCAGGAUAUAAAAGACAAGAAAGAAUAAAAUCCAUUCAUAACGAAUAA
Messenger RNA from Entamoeba dispar SAW760, 660 nucleotides. Its product is annotated as 29 kDa ribonucleoprotein B, chloroplast precursor, putative. Lineage: Eukaryota; Evosea; Mastigamoebida; Endamoebidae. Bases 1 to 660 code for a protein of 219 amino acids. The transcript has a single exon. Gene Ontology annotation, molecular function: mRNA binding. The record is from RefSeq and is a predicted model, not a curated record. Gene Ontology annotation, cellular component: cytosol.